AGAAAAAGAACAACAAUGGAGGCGGCGGCUGCAACAGUGCAAUGUUUCGGGCGGAAGAAGACAGCAGUAGCAGUGACACACUGCAAACGUGUGAUCAAAAUCAACGGUGUUCCUAUCGAGCUUGUCCAACCUGAAAUUCUCAGGUACAAGGCCGUCGAACCUAUUUUACUGUUAGGACGACACCGUUAUGCUGCAGUGGAUAUGAGGAUCCGUGUGAAAGGUGGAGGUCACACUUCACAAAUCUACGCUAUUCGUGAAUCCAUCGCCAAGGCACUUGUUGCGUUUUACCACAAGUAUGUUGAUGAACAAUCUAAGAAGGAGAUUAAGGAUAUACUUGUGCGAUAUGAUAGGACUUUGCUUGUUACUGAUCCUCCACGAUGUGAGCCCAACAAGUUUGGUGGUCGUGCUGCUCCAUCUAGGUUCCACAAAUCAUACCGUUACAUUUCGUUUAUGCUUCUGUUUUACUGCUCAUUUUAAUGCUAUGGUUUUCAA
Lycium barbarum (goji berry) is the source of this 492-nucleotide messenger RNA. RefSeq names its product small ribosomal subunit protein uS9-like. The transcript has a single exon. Gene Ontology annotation, cellular component: cytosolic small ribosomal subunit; ribosome. The coding region runs from base 16 to 477 and encodes 153 amino acids. Gene Ontology annotation, molecular function: structural constituent of ribosome; RNA binding. The record is from RefSeq and is a predicted model, not a curated record. Gene Ontology annotation, biological process: translation; maturation of SSU-rRNA from tricistronic rRNA transcript (SSU-rRNA, 5.8S rRNA, LSU-rRNA). Lineage: Eukaryota; Viridiplantae; Streptophyta; Magnoliopsida; Solanales; Solanaceae.